Corythoichthys intestinalis (scribbled pipefish) is the source of this 5401-nucleotide messenger RNA. RefSeq names its product TBC1 domain family, member 22a (gene tbc1d22a). Lineage: Eukaryota; Metazoa; Chordata; Actinopteri; Syngnathiformes; Syngnathidae. The transcript has 14 exons. The coding region runs from base 160 to 1779 and encodes 539 amino acids. The record is from RefSeq and is a predicted model, not a curated record. Gene Ontology annotation, molecular function: GTPase activator activity. Gene Ontology annotation, biological process: activation of GTPase activity.
GCGACGAGCUUACUCGCCGAUGAGCCAGUCUCAACAUGGCAGCUCUCUGAGUUUUGAAACAAGGAACCUGGAGUAAAUAAGCUCUGAUUUGACAUUUCAGAAGUGGCGACAGCGCCCAGGUUUCUGUUUUUAGGUACCGUUCGGACCCGAAAGGAGAAAAUGUCGGGUGACGCUAAUAAAAAGCAGUUCUGGAAAAGAAACGCGGCGAAGGUUCCCGGCAGCAUUCAGCAUGUGUAUGGCGCACAACAUCCACCUUUUGACCCACUUCUUCACGCUAACUUGAUUAAAGCUGGCCAGAAGCCAUCUCCCGCCACGCCGGGUAAGCCCAAGAAGGCCACCACGUUCCAAGAGUUCGAGAGCAUCACGAGCGACGCCUGGGACGUCGGGGACGAUGACGACGAGCUGCUAGCCAUGGCGGCGCAGAACCUCAACAUCGAGGUCGUCAUGGAGACCGCCAAUAAGGUGAUUGAGAAUCACAGCAAGUUGAAGGAGAGGCAAAAGAAGGAUGACCCCGCCGAUGAUGAAACACAAGAGGAGGCGGCGGAUGACGAGGACGACGAGGAGGAAGAUGAGGAAGGAGACUUAACCAGUCCGGAAUAUUCCUCGACUUUCCAGGGAAGUCUAGACACUGAAGGUCGCCUGGUGAAAUCCCAAAGCGAAGCUCCCAUCGGAUCGCCGAAAGAUGGUGCAGGUGACCACGGAUCCCUGUACAGACAGCGAUCUCUCCCGCACCGGCCUGUCAUCCCGCUGGUGGCGCGCAUGGCCGACCAGAACACAUCGGGAACACCGGCCAUGACAGAAAGGGAGGCGUCACGCUUGGAUAAGUUCAAGCAGUUGUUAUCGGGCCCCAACACAGAUCUGGAAGAGCUUCGGAAACUCAGCUGGUCUGGAAUCCCGCGACAAGUUCGACCAAUCACGUGGAAGCUGCUUUCGGGUUACCUGCCCGCCAAUGCCGAGAGGCGGGAGAACGUCCUUCAGAGGAAGAGACAGGAGUAUUUCGGCUUUAUCCAGCAAUACUACGACUCACGCAAUGACGAACACCAUCAAGACACGUACAGACAGAUUCACAUUGACAUACCGAGAACUAAUCCUCUUAUUCCUCUCUUUCAACAAGCUUCUGUGCAAGAGAUAUUUGAACGGAUUCUCUUCAUUUGGGCCAUCCGCCACCCGGCCAGCGGCUACGUGCAAGGCAUCAACGACCUGGUCACGCCCUUUUUUGUGGUCUACGUCUUCGAGUAUAUCGAGGAAGAAGUGGAAAACUUUGACGUGUCCAGUCUUCAGGAAGAGGCUCUGAGGAACAUUGAGGCUGACAGCUUCUGGUGCAUGAGCAAACUGCUGGACGGCAUCCAGGACAACUACACGUUUGCACAGCCAGGAAUCCAGCGGAAGGUCAAGGCGCUGGAGGAGCUGGUUAGCAGGAUUGACGAGUCAGUGCAUCACCACAUGCAGCAUUACGAAGUGGAAUACUUGCAGUUUGCCUUUCGCUGGAUGAACAACCUUUUGAUGCGCGAGUUGCCGCUCCGGUGCACUAUUAGACUGUGGGACACUUACCAGGCUGAACCUGAGGGUUUUUCCCAUUUCCAUCUCUACGUCUGCGCAGCCUUCCUGGUGAGGUGGAGGAAAGAAAUUCUAGAGGAGCGAGACUUUCAGGGCCUGAUGAUCCUCCUGCAAAACCUUCCCACCAUGCACUGGGGCAACGAGGAAGUCAGCGUACUUCUGGCCGAAGCCUACCGGUUAAAGUUUGCAUUCGCCGACGCCCCCAACCACUACAAAAGAUGAUAAUCCCGCCGCCAUCUUCAUCUCCGCACCUGACGAAUCUGUAAAAUGACUUGAUUUUUGCCCGAAAGGAGAUUAAACAAACUUUAUGAACAGUUCACUGAACAUUUGGACAUGAAUUUUUUUUUUUUUUAAUGACUAUUCGUGGCGUUGAAAUUUGCAUUCCACACAUGGGAGAUAACCUUGGGAGAGCUUUUUUUUUUUUUUUUUAUACCCGUAGAGCAAAAAUCUGACCUUUUUGUCCGUUGUGUCAAGUCAACGGAAGACGGCGAAAAGGGCAAAGUGCUCCUUGGCCUUCUCUCCCGCUCGUGGAACAUGACCUCCCCUAUUCCACCCCUGGAGGGACGAGGAAGAACACUACAGCAGAGGAUUCCUCUUCCCCAACAUGCAAAUAAAUCAACUUCAUGGGAGUAUAAACAGUUGUUUUUCCUCUUCACUUCGCACGCGUGAUCUUUUGAAGUCUCGCGCACCUCCACAUUUAAAGCAAAGUGAACCUGAAGCAAUUAUCAGCUGUUUGUUUCCUUAUCACUUCACAAGAAGCUCAAGCGUUUGUCAAAAAUUGACUUUGAGAUUAUUUUUAUUGCCGUUUUCAUUCUUUCGCUUGAUGAUAAGGGCAAGCAAUUGAAUGAUUUUGUUUUCCAUUGGAUUUUUGCCAUGUACUGCCUCUUUAAAUCAGCCUUUUUAUUUUCGUUAUUUGUUUACAGCAGGGGUGUCAAACGUGCGGCCUGCUCACACACUAGACAGGUUUGUUCGUUGCAGCUCAUUAAUCCAGUGACAAGGAAGUGACCUGUGAAUCAACAGGAAGUGAUCAAUGAACAGAAAGUUGCCCGAAAAUGUCUUAAAAAUCAAGAUGAAAUUAUCCAAAAUGCACAGGAAGCGACACAGAGAUACCCUUCAAUGUACGCAAAGUGACCCGAAGUGCCCUAACAUGACAAGGAAGUGACCCAAAAUGGCUUCCACUGACAACAAUGGACAUCAAAAAGGCCCGGAAACCAACCGGAACUGAUCCAAUAUUAGUCGAAGAGACUUGGAAAUGCCCCAAAAUCAACAGGAAGUGACCCUAAGUACCCUAACGUUACAAAAUAAGUGACCCAAAAAUGCCUCAAACCAACAGAAAUUGACCUGGAAAUGUCCCAAAAGAUACAAAGAUACCCUAAAAUGUACACGAACUGACCCUAAGUACCCUUGCAUGGCAAUGAAGUGACCCAAAAUGCCCCAAAACCAACAGGAAGUGACCUGAAAAUGCCCCAAAAUUGACAGGAAGGAACCCAUUAACAGGAAAUUGUUGAAAUGUGGUGAAAUAACAGUAAAUGAUAAAAAGUACCCUAACAAUACAAAAAAGUGACCCAAAAUGCCCCAAACCAGCAGGACAUGACCUUGAAAUGCCCCAAAUUCAACAGGAAAUGCUCAAUGAACCGGAAUUUGCCUGGAAAAGCCCUAAAAUCAAUAUAAAAUGAGGUGACCUUAAGUACCCUAACAUUGCAAAAAAGUGACCCCAAAAUGCCCCAAACCAGCAGGACGUGACCUUUAAAUGCCCGAAAAUCAGGUAGACAGGAAGAGACACUGAGGAUACCCUUAAAUGUACAAGAAGUGAUCCAAAAAUGCCCUGAAACUAACAGGCAGUGAUCCUUGAACAGGAAGUUGCCUGAGAAUGCUCUAAAACCAACAAGAAAUUGUCCAAAAUGUACAGGAAGUGACCCUAAAUACCCUAACAUUUCAAGGAAGUGACCCAAAAAUGCCUCCCACCAACAUAAGUGACCCAAAAUGAAUAGGAAGUGGCCUGUAAAUGACCUAAAAUCAACAAGAGGUUAUUGAUGAACAGGAAGCGACACUGAGAUACCCUGAUAUGUACACAAGGUGACCCUAAGUACCCUAACAUUCCGAGAAAGUGACCCAAAAAUUCCCUGAAACUAACAGGAAGUGACCUUAAAAUGCCCCAAAAUCAAGCACUAAAUGAUCUUUGAACAGGAAGUGGCCCAGAAAUACCCUAUAUCAACAGGAAAUGCUCAAAAAUGUACAGGAAGCGAGAUUUAGGAUACCCUAAAAUGAACACAAAGUCCCCACAACUACCCUAACAUGACAAGGAAGUGACCCAAAAAUGCCCUGAAACUAACACGAAGUGACCUGAAACUAUCAGGAAGUGACCCAAGUUGAAUAGGAAGUGGCCCGUAAAUGCCCUUAAAUCAACAGGAGGUUAUCAAUGAACAGGAAGUGACACUGAGAUACCCUGAAAUGUACAAAACGUGACCCUAAGUACCCUAACAUUACAAGGAAGUGACCCAAAAAUACCCUGAAACUAACAGGAAGUGAUCUGGAAAUGCCCCAAAAUCAACAGGAAGUGAUCAAUGCACAGGAAGUGGCCCGAAAAUGCCCUUAAACCAACAGGAAAGGAUAAAAAUGUAUACAAAGUGACCGAAAGUACCUUAACAUUACAAGAAAGUAACCCCAAAAUGCCCUGUAACUAACAAGAAGUGACCUGGAAAUGCUCCCAAUUCAACAGGAAGUACUCAAUGAACAGGAAGUGACCCGAAAAUGCAUAAAAUCAACAGGAAAUGCUAAAAAAUGUACAGGAAGCGAGAUUAAGGGUACCCUAAAAUGAACACAAAGUCCCCACAACUACCCUAACAUGACAACGAUGUGACCAAAAAAAUGCCCUGAAACUAACAGGGAGUGACUCAAAAUUGAUAGGAAGUGGUCCGUAAAUGCCCUAAAAUCAACAGGUGGUUAUUGAUGAACAAGAAGUGACACUGAGAUACCCUGAAAUGUACAAAAAGUGACCCUAUGUACCCUAACAUUACAAGGAAGUGACCCAAAAAUACCCUGAAACUAACAGGAAGUGACCUGGAAAUGCUCCAAAAUCAACAGGAAGUGAUCCUUGAACAUGAAGUGACCAGAAAAUGCCCUAAAAUCAACAGGAAGUGCUCAAAAAUAUACAGGAAGCGACAUUGAGGAUACCCUAAAAUGAACACGAAGUCCCCACAAAUACUCUAACAUGACAAGGAAGUGAGUUAAAUAAGCUCUUUGGCUUUCAUUGACAACGACAGACUUCAAUGGCAGCCGGUGAGUUAACUCAUUUGCCGAAAAAUAAACUGGAAAUGAGUCUGACACCCCGGGUAUACAGAGCUAGCCUAUAAAAUUGUGCCUGAAAAACUUUAUUUUUAAUGUUUUAUAUGACACACACACAUUUAUAUAUAUGUUUAAUAUUGAAACUCACCAUUAUUUUCUUAUUAUACAGUAAACACAAAAAUCCAUAGCCAGAUAAACUCAUGGUCUGCCAUUUACAGACAUCCAUCUCCGUCAAUGGCAGCCAACGGGUUUCAAAUCAACAAUUCCUGCGCACACAAGCAUCCCUGCAGUGAUGAAAGCGCAAAUCCUAUUUGACCGCACCCACAACACUGAACUUCAAACUAUCUUUGAAGAAUCUUCUGCAAGGUACCCCAGAGUACUAUUUCCCCUUUGUAGUUUUUGGGCUACCUUUGUCUCCUUACAUGAAAAUUAUGUUCAAAAUGAAGAAAAAAAAAAAGUCCUUUGUCAUAAACGGCCAUAAAAGUGAAGUAAUGGCAUGUCAUGUACUGGUUCUGGGGGGGAAAAAUCAUGUACAGUAAUGAAGUGUAAAUAGAAAGUG